UUGUCUAAUUGACAUUUGAUAAAGAUUGGGAAUUUGUGAUGUUAAGGAAUUUAAUUACGUGAAAAUAAUCAAAAUACAAUAUUUUUUAAUUUCCUAUAUAUGUAAUAUAUUGACCACAAAUUGCCGAUAUCAUUUCUACAUGUUAUAGGAAUUCUAUUUCAACUAUUUGUUUGUAAAUUUCAAUUUCUGUAGGAAUACAUAGUGCCAGUGCAUAAAUUUUUGUUCUAAAAAAGAAACGGGAGAAAAAUGGCGCUGGUUAAGAUGUAAACAGGCCGUAAGAUAACCACCACAAUAAUUUAUAUACACAAACAAAACUAUUACAUACAAGCGGAUAUUUGAACAUUAAAUAAAAUCGAGCAUUAAUUAAAAAUAAAGACUAUAAUGAGUGAAUAUGAAACGUUCGCUGCCGAGAAAGCUAAGAAGAAAAAAUGUUUGGAUUCGGAUGACAGUGGUUCUGCAAAAAUCAUAUCGAAUGAACUGCUGCUUGUAGGAAUGUAUAGUGGAGUUGAUAAAAUAGACGAGUUGACCUCGUUAGAACGUGAGAUUGCCGAAAUGCACCACGUGGAACCUUCAAAUUUAGAGUAUCCUGGGAAUGGAGUUGUCAAUAAACACGAAUUAUCCAGUGACAAAACUUCUUCCUUAAAAUCAAAAGAUGCCAGUUCUAAAAUUUUGGAGAGUGUUGAUCCUGAAGAAAGUGUUGGCCUUCUGCAAAACAAUUGCGAUCAUGAUGGUAAUAUAGAGCUAGGAGAUAAUGAGGCAACCGCAUUAGAACAUGAAGAUUUGAUAGCUGUGCUAAAAGGUAUAGAUGGUCCCACGAUUACAAAUGCCAAAGGAGUAAAAGAAAUUGAACAUGAAGGGGAAAGUAUGAGGUCUCCAUACGUAACUGAAAGCGACCUAGACGAGGGCGUGACAAUAGAAGGUGAGGGUCAGUUUCAAAUUAUGGAAGUGGUGUACGAUGAGUCCGAUGAAGUUGAGUCUGUACAAAAAGAGACAGGAAAUGGUUUGAAUAAUGCACAUACGCCCCAAAAUCCGUUGACUAGUCCUAACGUUAGUACAAUAACACACCUAACAAAUGAAGAAAUACGAGCUAUGGCUAUGGAACAAAUAGCAGGAUUGAAUGCACGCGGUAGUGAUCGUCAACGUAGGCGCAAGCAAGAUAUUAAGCCUUUAAAGGUUGAAGACAGCUCUGAUUUAGUAACAUCACUUGGUGCAGAUUGGAGCGAUGAUGAUACAGAAAUAGAUUCAAAGGUCACAAGCAAUAUAAAAAAUAAGAAAAUUGAAUUGGAUAUAAAUGUGAAUAAUAAGGACAUGUUAGGCAAAACAAGCGAAUUGGUAUCAACAGAAUCAACUAUGAAAAAAAUGAGUAAGGUAAAUUUAGACAACACUAAAAGAGGAUGUAACCUUAAUAUAGGGGAACACUUACAAACCGAUACCUCUACUUCUAAACCUGUUGUUGGGUUUAAGCGUACAAGAAUUAUAAAGCCAAAAAUUAUUUGGGAUCCCGAUGCUCCUGAAACUCAAAUUUCGUAUGCGCAAUUUGCACGCAAUAGCUCUAAAACAAAUAUGGCAGGCGAUAAUGAACUUACAAACGUAUCGUCUCAGAGAACAUCUUCAGUACCAGCUCUGAAAGGAGUGCGCUUAGAAGUCGUAAGAAACCACCAAGCAGAGUUGAAAGAGAAAAAAAUUCCAAUUAAAGGAUCUUUAUCUCUUAAUCGAAACGACACCGAAAGUAAAGAACAGUUACGAAGUACAGAAUCUAAGACAGAAUUAGAUUCCAUGGUAACUAAAGUAAAAGAAAUUGUGUCUCCCUCAUCUACGACUGUUCAAUCAAGUAAACUUCAAAAAGUCGAUGAAGAAAAUAUAUUGAAAACUCAGUCACCAAUAAAACGGCGUUCACAGACGCCUGUUAUAAACGGAAGUGGGACAGGGUCUAAGAAAAAGCGGGUUAGCGAAAUCGAUCGUUUAGUAAGCGAUGAAGGAGCUGCUAAUAUGCUACAUUCCUUGGAAAGUGAAAGAAUCAAACUUAUUGCGGAGCAAGGAAUCGACAAACCACAUAAGCCUUUAAUGCGGAGUCGAGCUGCUACAAUUUCAGAGAGAAUUUUAAAACGAGAGACAACCCCAACGUCGGGAAAAGGAACAGCACUUACAACAACAAUUGGGGGAGUAAAGAACAAACGGAAUUCUAAGCAACGACCCUCUUCUACAUGGGAUUAUGUUUAUAAACAGCAAGCUACUGAGGAUGCCAUGAUCAUAAGACGGCGUUCUAAUAGCUCGUAUUCGAGUAGUGCGUCAAUACGGCGUCUUAGUUUGGAUGCACCAGUGUCAAAAGCUUCAAGUGCAACCAAACCAAAUUUGACCAAAAGUGUACAAUCAAACACAACUGCGAGUGUAACAUCUAACAAUUCAGGAGCUAAAUCAGCCCAAAGGAGUUUACUGAAAACAUCAAACGAAAAUAAUAUGGCUACUAAAGGAUCUAAUGUUGGAAUUGGUGCAAAAACUAGUAUUGCCAACUCAUUUGAAUUUGCUAAACCUGAAUUGAAAUCAAAUCAAAAAGGAAAUCGGAGGCCCAAAGUAAAUCCCCAUUUGGAUGGCUCGCCAACAAAUGACACUAAAAAAACGUUGCUGGCUUCUACGGGCCGCAAAGCCAACCGCAGUCCCGCUAAUAUCGAAGAAAAAGACAAAAACAAGGGUACUGGAGUAAAUAACAAAAUGUCAGCAAAACAAUUAAAGGAGGAUUCUUCAUCUGGUUCAAACAUAUCAGACGUCGUUGUAAAAAAAGUGGCAAAAGUUGCACAAAUUGUUUUCAAUACGCAGAAGGCAAAAAUAAAUUAUACUUUCACAGCUCAGAUGUUGAAUAAAUUGGUUGAUAUAUUGGAAAAGCUAAGCAAGGAUAUUGAAUGUAAUGCCGUAGUGAUUACAACAAAUGCUCCGAAUUUUUGUUACGGUGUUGAUUUUACUGACUUAACACAUGGUACUAUAGACAAGCGUAAACAAUUCGCCGUUCAUUUAGCAACAGCCGUAAAGAACUAUCUGAAAACUUUGGCAACGUUUCCGAAGCCGCUUAUUGCUGGAGUAAACGGCAGCAAUAUUGGAUUAGGAGUAAUGCAAUUACCAUUGUUUGAUAUAGUUAUAGGGAGUGAUAAGGGUUCAUAUGAAACUCCUUACGUAAAAAUAGGACAAGUGCCCGAAGGCUUCUGCAUUUGGAAUAAUAUCAAUAAAAUUCGCGAUAAUUAUAAAACUAAACUUUUUUGGAUGGGAGAGAAACUACAUUCUACGGAAUCAGCAUUAUCUGGAUUAGUUCACAAACUUACCGCAUCUGGCAAAGUAAAUGACGAUGCUUUACUAACCGCUAAGAAAAUAGCAAUGAUGUCAACCGAAUCAUACCGUUUCAUGAAGAAAUCUAUUAUUAAUAAUUAUUUGAGAACGAUAAAUAAUGCUUUGGACGAAGAAUUCGAUACUAUUAUUGAGCAAUGGACGUCGGAAGAGUGUAAUGAAAGCUUCAAAAAGUAUUUGGAAAGUGGUCACUUUUAAAAGUCUUUUCAUUUUUUACAAUGCACUAUGUUUUAUUUGAUUUGGAAAAAAAAUAUUCGUUGGCCUUUAAUAUAAAAUAAAUGUAUAAUUAAUAGGGGCGGUCUUAGCUUUUCAGUUGUACAUACAAGUAUGUACAUACAUAGGACAUGAGUGAAAUGUAGGUGUCAAUGAUUUUUAACGAUAUUAUAUCUAAUCCCGUUUAAUUAUUAUUGGAAUAUUCUUUAAGAGUAGGAUAUGCUAUUGCAAUAAACAAUAAAUGUACUUCUUUCUAUAAGCAUGAAUUUGUAUUUUCAAAAGCAUGUACUUCUUUCUAUAAGCAUGAAUUUGUAUUUUCAAAAGCAUAACCCCUUGUACAACAACAAUAAAGAAAUAUAUUUGUUUA
This is a messenger RNA of Zeugodacus cucurbitae (melon fly), 3913 nucleotides long. RefSeq names its product Chromodomain Y-like protein (gene HIPP1). Lineage: Eukaryota; Metazoa; Arthropoda; Insecta; Diptera; Tephritidae. The transcript is spliced from 6 exons. The record is from RefSeq and is a predicted model, not a curated record. Bases 382 to 3531 code for a protein of 1049 amino acids.